AUGGCGCAAAUCACAAUUAACGGAAUUGGAAUAUCAUUUCCCUUCGUCCCCUAUCCCAGUCAAAUGACCUACAUGUCCGGGAUCAUCGACUGCCUAACAAACGUACCCCAUUCCUUCAUUCCCAGAAAACCAAUGGGCUAUUGGAGAGUCCUACUGGGACUGUUGAGAGCCCGACAUGGGAUUGAUAUAAAAGGCAAUGUCCUCAUUUUUGACGAGGCUCAUAACUUGGUUGGCCGAGUGUCUUUAUUUUAGGAACGGGUUUGUGAGGAGAGUCUAUCCUUUGAUCUCUCGUCCACAAUUCUGAGUGGAGCCAUAAUAGAAUUGACCACGUUUAUGGAAUGGAUGGAGAGAAUCCACACUCAAAAUGUGGACCCCGACCAACCAGUUGACCAGAAAUUGGGUUUUCCUGUCUUUUCUAACCACCCAGCGGCCACCGCAGACCAAGUGAUGCAACUAAAGACCUCUCUUCAGUCGAGUAAUUUUUACCGUCUGUUGAUCCACUCUGAGUAUUUGAUUGUGUUUGUUGUCAGUUCAAAGGGGACUGCCCCCACGCUCUCCUACUGGUGUUUCACUGCCCACUGCAGUAUGAGGGAGUUGUUCAGUCACAAAGUCCACUCUGUUUUGCUCACCAGUGGCACACUCGACCCACUUAAUCUCAUCAAAGUAAUUCCUGCCGGCGUUUUGGUUUUCUUUCCGUCUUAUUCUCUCAUGGACAACUGCCUGACUCAGUGGAAGGUAGGAAAUGUGUUAUUCUCUCAGAACACCACUGUCUAUGAUUUGAUGAAUAGGUCUAAGCCUCUUUUUGUCGAGCCGAGAUUGAUCGAGAAGCGGGAAAGUGGUAUAGAAGCCAAGGAAAACGUGAAAUUGUCAACUGUCAGUGAAGGACUGGACUUUCUGGACGAUUAUGGCCGAGCAGUGAUUCUGAUUGGAUUGCCCUACGCCUCCUACAGAGACGUGCGGGUUGAGACAAAAAUGGGGUUUAUGGACGACAGGAAUGGACAAGGGAGGGUGUGGUAUAACAGGGAGGCCAUAAGGGCAGUCAACCAGUCAAUUGGGCGGAUCAUUCGACAUAAGAAUGACCAUGGGGCUAUUAUUCUGCUGGAUAAGCGGUAUUCCAGUUUCUCUCUUAUUUAUAGAUUUGCUAACACUCAAAUGCAGACCAAACUCCCUCCGUGGCUCAGACCGGCAGUCAGGGAGUUUGACGCUUUCGGGGCUCUGCUUAGACAUAUGAGUGUGUUUUUCAGACAGUUCAAACUCACUGUUGGAUUACUGUAA
Molecule: messenger RNA, 1275 nt
Organism: Octopus sinensis (East Asian common octopus)
Lineage: Eukaryota; Metazoa; Mollusca; Cephalopoda; Octopoda; Octopodidae
Product: regulator of telomere elongation helicase 1-like
Exons: 6
Biological process (GO): regulation of double-strand break repair via homologous recombination; negative regulation of DNA recombination; negative regulation of t-circle formation
Cellular component (GO): nucleus
Molecular function (GO): ATP binding; DNA helicase activity; nucleic acid binding
Source: RefSeq, a predicted model, not a curated record